Molecule: messenger RNA, 225 nt
Organism: Caenorhabditis auriculariae
Lineage: Eukaryota; Metazoa; Nematoda; Chromadorea; Rhabditida; Rhabditidae
Source: the annotation of a GenBank genome assembly
AUGUUAUUAUCUCAUUUCAUCACGUCGACUAGUCGGUCUUAUUGCCGCUCUCUCAUGGGACAAUAUUCCGACGUCCGUCAGCCCUGGACAAGCUGGGCGCUGUACUGUUCCAACAUGGGGAAGCAGUUUAUUCGCUGGUACUACCACCACAUUAUCCCAACUCCAGCUGUCACGCCGAGACUUAUUGGACAACGAUUGUGGACCGUAACCCGCGCCGAUGACUAA